Molecule: messenger RNA, 347 nt
Organism: Mycena citricolor
Lineage: Eukaryota; Fungi; Basidiomycota; Agaricomycetes; Agaricales; Mycenaceae
Source: the annotation of a GenBank genome assembly
CAAUGCUCUCCUUUGCUAUACGUGCGUUCGAACGUUGGCAAUUCCUGUGAUGCAUACUAAGAUGAAACUGGACAGGUCGGGAACCACAGGAAGGCCCAAGGGCGUGAUCACAACUCUCCGGGGCUCAUAUCUCGCUGCGAUUGGCAACGCGUAUGAAUCGAGGCUGGACGGUGAAUCUACUUAUCUCUGGAUCUUGCCCAUGUUUCAUGCUGCGGGCUGGACCUUCCCCUGGGCUAAUGUCUUUGCGUUCGCCAAGCAGAUCAUGCUCCGGGUUGUGGACAACAAGUUGAUCUGGAAACACCUCAACAACUCCGGUGUCACCCAUUAUUGCGGAGCGCCGACUGUCC